Messenger RNA from Hansenula ciferrii, 1740 nucleotides. It is a transcript of the gene CYB2, whose product is annotated as L-lactate dehydrogenase (cytochrome). The record is from RefSeq and is a predicted model, not a curated record. Gene Ontology annotation, biological process: lactate metabolic process. The transcript has a single exon. NCBI's taxonomy places the organism in Eukaryota, Fungi, Ascomycota, Saccharomycetes, Phaffomycetales, Wickerhamomycetaceae. Gene Ontology annotation, molecular function: heme binding; L-lactate dehydrogenase (cytochrome) activity. Bases 1 to 1740 code for a protein of 579 amino acids.
AUGCUCAGACCUCAGCUUAUCAAGUCUAUACUUGGAUCUUCAAGAUUAAGUUCCAAAGGCUUGUCCCAUAGUUCAUUAAGAUUGUUUGCGGGUUCAAACAAAAGACUUUUAUCAACAUUGAAGAAAACAACUAAAAGCAAAACAUAUUCCCAAAACUCAUUAAUAGCAUUAGGUAUUUCAAUAACUGCAAUUGCAUCAAUCUAUUCAUACAAUCAAUCACAAAAUUAUUUAAGUGCAGAUGUCCCUAAAUGGUCAGAUAUUGAAUUAACCCCAGAAAUCGUUUCACAACAUAACAAAAAAGAUGAUUGUUGGGUUGUUAUAAAAGGUCAAGUCUAUGAUCUAACUGAUUUCUUAACAUCCCAUCCAGGUGGUCAAAAAGUUAUCUUAAGAUAUGCAGGUAAAGAUGCAACAAAGAUUUUUGUACCAAUUCAUCCUCCAGAUUCAAUUGAUAAAUUUAUCCCACCUGAAAAACAUUUAGGUCCAUUAAUUGGUGAAUUUGAAGAAGAAGUUGAAGAAUUAAGUGAAGAAGAAAUUGAUAGAUUAGAAAGAAUUGAAAGAAAACCUCCAUUAUCACAAAUGAUCAAUUUACAUGAUUUUGAAACUAUAGCAAGACAAAUCUUACCACCACCAGCAUUAGCUUAUUAUUGUUCAGCAGCAGAUGAUGAAGUUACAUUAAGAGAAAAUCAUAAUGCAUAUCAUCGUAUAUUUUUCAAUCCAAAAAUUCUUGUUGAUGUUAAAAAUAUUGAUCUUACAACAGAAUUUUUUGGUGAUAAGACAACAGCUCCAUUCUAUAUUUCAGCUACAGCGUUAGCUAAAUUAGGUAACCCAGAAGGUGAAGUUGAUAUUGCAAGGGGUGCAGGUCGUGAGGGAAUCCAUCAAAUGAUUUCAACUUUAGCUUCUUGUUCAUUUGAUGAAAUCGCAGAUGCAAGAGUUGAAGGACAGAAUCAAUGGUAUCAAUUAUAUGUUAAUGCUGAUAGAUCAAUUACAGAAAAAGCAGUAAGACAUGCUGAAGAACGUGGUAUGAAAGGUUUAUUCAUAACAGUUGAUGCACCUUCUUUAGGUCGUCGUGAAAAGGAUAUGAAGAUGAAAUUUGAAGCUGAUUCAAGUGUUCAAUCUGAUGAUGAUGAAGUUGAUAGAUCACAAGGUGCCGCUCGUGCUAUAAGUUCAUUUAUUGAUCCUUCAUUAUCAUGGAAAGAUAUUGGCUUCAUUCAAUCAAUAACUAAAAUGCCAAUUGUCAUUAAAGGUGUCCAAAGAAAAGAAGAUGUUUUCUUAGCUAUUGAACAUGGUUUACAAGGUGUUGUCUUAUCAAAUCAUGGUGGUCGUCAAUUAGAUUAUACAAGAGCUCCAGUAGAGGUUCUCGCUGAAGUUAUGCCCGAAUUGCGCGCUAAAGGUCUUGAUAAGAAAAUUGAAAUUUAUAUAGAUGGUGGUGUAAGAAGAGGUACAGAUGUACUUAAAGCCUUAUGUCUUGGUGCAAAAGGUGUUGGGCUAGGUAGACCUUUCCUUUAUGCUAAUAGUUCUUAUGGUGAUAAAGGUGUUCAAAGAGCAAUUCAAUUAUUAAAGGAUGAGUUAGAAAUGAAUAUGAGAUUAUUAGGAGUGACUAAAAUUGAAGAUUUAGGACCUGAAUUAUUAGAUACAAGAAAUAUUUAUAAUAGAAGUGUUCCUGUUGCUAAAGAUUAUUUAUAUGAACAAAACUAUGGAAGAAUGGCUGGUGCGGCAUUUAGACCUGGUAUAGAAGACUAA